UUGCACGCCCACCCCACCCCACCUCCAAGUUGCCGUAGUUUUACGCGUGAACGCACGCGCGCCACCAGCCAAAACCCACGUCCCGCUCCCGCUCUCCCCACGCUCGCUCUGCCGACCUCCCCCCUCCGCCCCUCCCCCUCCGGCCGAUCGAUCCGAGUCGAAUUAAGCAGCAGCAGCUUCGCUCGUGCGCGCGAGCGCGGCCGGGGCGCUCCGGAGAGAGAGAGGGCGGUCGUCAUCGUCGUCUCGGCACACUAGCUCGCGGCGCGUCAUGAGGCGCUUCCUGCCCGUCGGAGGCGGCGGCGGGGAGCCGUCGUCCUCGUCGUCGUCGGGCGGGCGCGCGGGCGAGAGGGCCGCGGAGCCGGCGGGGCUGCGGUACGGCGGAGGCGACAUCUCGCUGGGGCACGGGCACGGGCACGGCGGCGACGCGGCGGAGAGGCAGCAGGACGGCUCCAUGGACAUGCUGGCGCGCCACAGCAGCUCGCCGGCCGGCUUCUUCUCCAACCUCGUGGUGGACAACGGGUACCCGAGCGGAGGCAGCGGUGGCGCCGCCGAGGCACAUCACCCGUCCACGGCCAGCGGCAGCGGAGGUGGCGGCAGGAGGAUGAAGCCGUCCCAGCUCAACUUCACCCGGCCGCCGCAGCAGGGCGGCGGCCACCUCUCGCAGAUCUCCGAGGACGGCGCCUUCCCGGCUGGCCUAGUCGGCGGCGGCGACCGCGCCGGCGAGAGCAGCGGCGGCGGCGGCGCGGCGCGCUCUUUCUCCGGCGGGUUCUCCAUCGUCGGGCCGUGGGAGGAGUCCAGGGACAUCAUCGCCACGCUCGGCGCGUACGACUCCCAGUACAGCGGCGCCAUGGCGGGCACGGCGCUGGAGAUGGCGGCGGGCAUGGACAGGUACAUGCAGCUGCAGCAGGAGCAGGUGCCGUUCAAAGUGCGCGCCAAGCGCGGGUGCGCCACGCACCCCAGGAGCAUCGCCGAGCGGGAGCGGAGGACGAGGAUCAGCGAGAAGCUGAGGAAUCUGCAGGAGCUCGUGCCCAACAUGGACAAGCAAACGAGCACUGCCGACAUGCUGGACCUCGCAGUUGAGCACAUCAAGGGCCUGCAGAGCGAACUGCAGGCUCUGAAACACGAGCAGGAGAAGUGCACCUGCUGCAGGAAGCGCUGACGGUCGAUGCCCGAGAGGAAUCGAUAGAUGUACAUGCAUGGAUGAAGCAGUUAACAUCCUCAUUAAUAGAUUCUCUGCAGGGAGUCCUAAAUUUUAGUUAGCACAUGGGAGUGUCGAUCGAUGGCGCAAUCAUAUGCUGUCAAAUGGGUGCAUGUGCAGUUGUGCGUGCAUGAAUGGAGGCCCGCCGGUCGUUUCCAAGUGACGACCUGCAUGCAGCAACAAUCAGGCAAUUCAUAGUGGUCAACUAGGCAGUGCAAGAGGGGCCAGAAGUUCUGUUCUGAUAAUCUGAUUGUUUUUUUUUUGGGUGUGUUUCUGAUUGAUCCUUUUCUAGUCUGUCAUAAAACAGUUUUUGCUAUUUAUGAGCCACCUGAUUUUGUUCUCUCAAGAGCAAAUUGCUUUUGCGCGUGGUCAUUCAUUUUUGUAUACGGAUCAAUUGUGUUGUUUGA
Molecule: messenger RNA, 1605 nt
Organism: Panicum virgatum (switchgrass)
Lineage: Eukaryota; Viridiplantae; Streptophyta; Magnoliopsida; Poales; Poaceae
Product: transcription factor bHLH128-like
Exons: 6
Coding region: 269-1159 (296 amino acids)
Biological process (GO): regulation of transcription by RNA polymerase II
Cellular component (GO): nucleus
Molecular function (GO): DNA-binding transcription factor activity, RNA polymerase II-specific; protein dimerization activity; RNA polymerase II cis-regulatory region sequence-specific DNA binding
Source: RefSeq, a predicted model, not a curated record